Molecule: messenger RNA, 1011 nt
Organism: Liolophura sinensis
Lineage: Eukaryota; Metazoa; Mollusca; Polyplacophora; Chitonida; Chitonidae
Product: homeobox protein Hox-A5
Exons: 2
Coding region: 1-1011 (336 amino acids)
Biological process (GO): negative regulation of transcription by RNA polymerase II; anterior/posterior pattern specification
Cellular component (GO): nucleus
Molecular function (GO): DNA-binding transcription factor activity, RNA polymerase II-specific; RNA polymerase II cis-regulatory region sequence-specific DNA binding
Source: RefSeq, a predicted model, not a curated record
AUGAAAGUCGAGUGCGGGGAAUCGGACUCUCGGACAAUGAAUGCCUACUAUGGAAACAUUAUGCCUGUGAGUACCCCCGACAUGUAUUAUAAUGGGGAUAUCAAUGUUAAAAACGAGGGAAGUUACUUAACAGGCAACGCCGGUUCUCCACCGAUGCCGCAUCAUCCAAACCAGCAUCUGUCUGCACAGUCGCUGUACGAGCACAGCGAACAGGCUUACGGAGGAUAUGGUCGAUACCCUCACUUUGACAGACUUGAUCUACUGCCUCUAACGGCAACGACGGCCUCAUCAGCAGCUAAACAGACAACGUGUGGGGGUACAGGACUGCCAAACGCACCAAACACUGUCCACUGUACAUCAUAUCCUACCCACUCAGGCUCCCCUACCAUAUCAACAUGUGCAAGUUUCACGAACUUAAAUGCACAUUGUAACGGUGUAAAUACAGGUAAUGUUAAUCCGUCGUGUAUUCCGUACGACGAUAUCCCGGGAGGUGGUGGCAACCCUUCCUGUGCAGGACUCACCCCACGAGAUGUCAGUGGAGGCAGAGACUUAAGCAGCCACCAUGCGGCUCAUCAGGGUAUUUUGCAGCAUUCCAGUCAAAUGAAUAAUUCUCUGGGUUACACAAACUCUGGGAUGGGUGGCAUGCCCCCUACUGGCGCCCACGUGAACAUGUACCAUUGGAUGAGUUUGCCCAGGUCCAUCAAUGGAGAUGUACACUUCGAGACGAAGCGAACACGUCAGACGUACACGCGGCACCAGACCUUAGAACUUGAGAAAGAGUUCCACUACAACCGUUACUUGACCAGGAGACGAAGAAUAGAGAUAGCCCAUAUGCUAGGCCUUACAGAACGCCAAAUAAAAAUAUGGUUUCAAAAUCGUCGCAUGAAAUGGAAGAAAGAAAACAAUAUUUCCAAACUGACUGGCCCAGACCGAUCAAAAGGGGAACCCCACAUAACGGAUUCCAGGAGUGUCCAACACGGUUCCAUUAACUCCACGCAACAGCAGGCUUGA